Molecule: messenger RNA, 3347 nt
Organism: Schistosoma bovis
Lineage: Eukaryota; Metazoa; Platyhelminthes; Trematoda; Strigeidida; Schistosomatidae
Source: the annotation of a GenBank genome assembly
CCAAGACAUUGGGUAUUGUAUUUAAGCGCUAUGUUUAUAAAUUGCGGUACUUGAGCUUGACGACAGAAAUACUUUAUGGCUGCUUCUUCUGUGAGUCACAACCCAUGGUGGAGUUUCUUUGUUUGGUUCAUUGCUGUGAACUGUUGGCCAUUACUGUAAAUUUCAGUUCACAAGGCUUGCUCAUAUUGUACAUAAGACGCAUCUACUGUACGAUGUACUGCGCUUGGGUCAAUAAUAAUUCUGUUCAUGUGGUCAACCUAAAACACCGUCAAUAAAUUUAAAAAUAUCCCAUCACAUUGAUACGAUAUGUGACAUGUCACAUAGUACUGUCAAUGGAUUUCUUUGUAGUGGUUGCUAUUAUAGUUAGUUAAUAAAAGGUUGUCUAUUAUUUAGCCAAGAAGGUCACUGGGCCUCGAACGUAAGCAUUCCGGUCUUAUUUCGCAAAACAGGAAUCUAUGUUUGGAGAUAGACAUUCCACAAUUAUAUAUAUAAGUUGCUCAGAUAAAUCGACAGUUUAGUUUGAUAUAAUGGAGGGUAUUUUAUUAAAAUGGACAAAUUAUGUUAGUGGUUGGCAACAACGAUAUUUCAUUUUGGAUGAUGGAGUUCUGUCAUACUAUCGAUCCAAAGAAGAAAUGAAUAGUGGAUGUAAAGGAUCGGUCAAAUUAUCUGUAUGUGAUGUUAUAGUUCAUAGUUCCGAUCCACGAAGAUUUGAUUUGAUCCUUGGUGAACAAAGAUAUUAUUUGCGUGCUUUAUCGCGGGCAGAUCGACAAAGAUGGGUUAUAGCACUUGGUAGUUCAAAAGUAGGCACUGCACAAUUAAAGUCAGAAGACGUAAAUAUAUAUGAACCUUCACAGACCCAAUUAAUCGAUAAUCAUCGUUCUGAAUUGCGUCUUUAUCAUAAUUUGAUGGUACAACAAGUUAAAGAGAUUCAAAGUGAACUAAAAGAAGGUACGGUCCCAGAUAUGAAUCGUAUUGAUGAAUUAACUAGUAUGUUAAACGCAUCUUGCUCCACAUUCUUAAUAACGUUGGAUGAAUUAAUGAUUUUAAGUAAUGCACAAGCUCCAUGGUUAAGUUCCAUUGUAACAGGAACAGCAUUGGAGACAAGUCCUACUAUAUUUCGAAAUACAUCAUGUCUUACCAAUACAGAUCCUUCUAAUAUACAUUCACCAAAUAUGAGUAAUAAUCUUUGUUCUUCAUUGACGAAUGAUCCUGUCUUUCGAAAUUCACAUGCACAAUCAUCAUUGAAUCGUCGUCACUUCAAUGCUACACGAAAAUAUCAAACUUUUUUUUCUACUUUAGAAUAUAGUUUUGAAGAGAUUAAACCAUCUAUACCUAUUCAACCAAUUCCAGAUAAUGAUGAUGAAAUAAAACUACCUGGUGAUUAUUUAUCAGCAUUAGAAUUUGUUAAAGCAUCUAAAUGUUUAUUGCAUUUUCUUGAUCGAUUAAAUAAUAAUAACAAUAAUAAUACUAAUCAAACUAAUUGUACAUUAUCAACUACUUCACGUACUUUUAUUGCAUUACAACAAAUUCGUCAUCGUUUAUUAACUUAUUUAAAUUGUAUUGAAUUUCAUGUUGAAAUGCAUACUUCCACAACAAAUAUUAUUAAUAAUCAUCAUAAUCAUACUACUGAUAUGAAUACUACUGUUAUCGAUGGAACAAAUGAAAACUUAUCAAUAGACAGUAAACAUAAUAAUCAUGAUACAAAUGUAAACAAUCAUUGUAAUAUUUUAUUUAAAAAAGCUCAACUCAGCUUAGGUUAUCUUUUACGAUAUGAAGUGAAACAUAAAGAAUCUAUUCAAGAAAAUAAUAAUUCAGUUUAUAUGGCUAUUCUGUGGUUAUGUAGAUGGUUGAAUUUUGUCAGAGAAUUUAUUCAUCAUUUAUUCUGUUCACCGGAUCCAUCUUCACUUAUUAAUAAUACAUUAAAUACUGAUACAAGCCUUGUUACUAUAGCAAAUGAAGCGUAUACACGAUGUUUACGACCUUUUCAUUCAUGGUCUGUACGAGGUAUGGCUAUGGUUAUUAUACAAUCACUUCCUUCACGUUUAUACUUAUUUGAAUUAUUAUUAAUGGAUAAUCCAGAAACAAUUCCAUCGUCAAUCACUUCAUCGACUGGAUUACCUCUUGGGUCUUUCAAUGAAACUAAAUCAUUAUUAAUACGUUAUCCAGAGGCAUAUAUUCAAUUAAAAUCAGAUGCUACACGUUAUUCCGAAGCAUUAGGUCGUUUCUUAACAUUAAUCGAAGGUCUUUUAGCCAGUUUAGAUUUAAAUCGUAUAUUCACUGGGUCAGAAAGUUAUUAAUAUAGAGAAUGAGGACGGGGGGGUGUGUGUCUGUUUCGUAACUUUAUCUUCUUUAAUCCUCAUCAUAUCAGUGUAAUUUCGUUGUUUACAUUGAACACAUUCCUUACUUUGUUUUUAUAUAUUAUGGCUGUUUCUAAUAUCAACCUAUAAACUAUUCAUUUAAAACUAUUUUUCUAUGUAUAGUCUCUUUUUUUUGUUUUUAUAAUUUUUUUGUUUAUAUGUGUUGUCUUUUUGUUUGUGUGUUUGUUAUUUCCUUUUUUUCUUUUAUUUUUUUCUUGUUCUUUUUACUCGAUGAAUUAUUUAUUGUGUUUUUUUCUCUCUCUCUCUCAUCAUUCAUAAGCAUAUUUAAACUACAGAUUGAAAGAGUAAGUGGUGGAAUCAAUCAUUUCAUGUUUCGUUUGUUUGUUUGUUUGUUUGUUUGUGUUCGUAUGUGUACACUUCAAAGAGAGAAAGCGAGAGGGAAAUAUGGGGGGGAGUAAUUUCCACCCUGUUUUCCAUUUCAUAUGUUUUAGUUGCCAACGCUCUACAUCUACUCAUAUAUAUACAUAAUUAUUGUCAUUGUCAUGAUACAAUUUGUUACGUAUCUAAUUUAUUCGAUGCAAAAUUUGUUGCGUAAGAGUUUAUUCUGUUUGUUAUUUCAAUGAAAUUUUAUGUAUUUUUUAUUCAGUUUAUCAGGAUUAUAUCCAGAUUUUAUGUACACGAAUUUGUGUGUAUUCACCAACUUAUUUAUAAUUAAUCUAUCAAUCAUGAUGAUUUAGUCCUUUUUGUUUAAUACUGAUUGAAUUAUAUCCACCAAGUUACAAUGUGACUAUUAGUCUAACUGACUUGACAUCAUAUGAAUCAUGUUUUUAUGACUUGUGGCCUUGUGUCCCAUUAAUAUGUGAUGUGAUGAUACUGCUCAUUAGAGAACAAUGACUUGUCGACCGGACCAAUGACGUAUAAACCCGUACGAACAAUCUGAAGUCCUUAUUGAUCCUUCUUCCUGCCUAACCCUACCUGUUCGAGUUCAGAACACCAAUCUCAGCCUCUGACAUAUGAAUAAUCUUUUUC